This is a messenger RNA of Colletotrichum graminicola M1.001, 1509 nucleotides long. RefSeq lists its product as uncharacterized. The transcript is spliced from 3 exons. Lineage: Eukaryota; Fungi; Ascomycota; Sordariomycetes; Glomerellales; Glomerellaceae. Bases 1 to 1509 code for a protein of 502 amino acids. The record is from RefSeq and is a predicted model, not a curated record.
AUGCCGGGAUUUUCCAAGUAUUUCCUGGGCGCGGCCCUCCUUCUGGCAUCCCCGGCGACUUGCCUCACGGCGUGGUAUACAGCGCUGAGCCCUCAUGUGGCCAUGCAAGACCUGGAAACAGGCAACAUCCUGUACAGUGCUUGUAACAGCAACUCCACGCCCAUCUUCCCUACCGACGGUCUCAACGCCUUCCGCAUUCAGAGGAAACCUCGAAACGGCACAUCGCUGGCCGCCGCCGGAUGGUACGAUGUCGAGGGAAAGACGACAGUGGCUUCCCUGUUUUUCCAAGCCGAAGACGGCUCUUUAAUAAACGGCUACUACCUCUGCGAUUUCGCCUCGGGCCAUUACGUCGUCAAGGGCGAGUACACCAUCUCCGCGACGGCCGCCGUCACUUCUAUUCACAACGAGACGGGCUUGUCGGUCGAACUGCUAGGCGCCGAGGACGGAUACCGCGUCUACUUCCACGACGAGCAGAAGAAGGUCAAUGCCAUGGCAUAUACGACCAAGACCGACUGGCACCUGGAGGGGCUCGUCUCGCAAGACCCGGUAGGAGGAAUGGGCCUGGCCUCGGCGCACUAUAGCCAGCAGAACAUAACCGUCAUCUAUGCCAAAGACGCGGAGAACUUUGAAACCGCAAGGUACUUCAAGGACGAUACGUGGCGUCUUGCCACGCUGCCUCGACCCCUCGUCGGUGGCCAGGUGAGCGGGAAAACAAACUCUUCCAGCAUCACCCUCGAUUCGUCCAUCAAACCCAACUUCACCUUGCCCGCUUUCGCAAGCGACCUGACCGGACUAGACGUGAUAGUCGAUCGGGCCAAUGUGCGCAACAUCCUCUAUCUGGGAACCGACGCGAAGCUGCACCAAGUAACGAACAUCGGCGACCAAUGGAAGCUGAUGCCGGACCAGGAAUCACUCCAGUGGCCUGUAGCGGAUUCCCCUUAUGGUCCUUUUGCGGCGACAAGCAAUUACGAGACGAGCGAAGCAUGGAUAUGGUAUCCAUCCAACGGCAAUCUGGUACAGCUUUACCAGAACGCCACUGGUUCGUGGACGCAGGCCACGACGGUGCCCAGCGUCAACACGACGUCAACAGCGUCACAAAUCCCGGAAGCAGCGAAACCGGUCGUGCUUUCAACUGGUGCCAAGGCAGGCAUCGGCAUCGGCAUUUCCUUUGCGGUCGUCGCCCUUGCCGGUGUCGGCCUCCUUCUUCUCAAGCGAAGAAGACGGAAACAAGCGGCGGCGGCGGCCGAGGCGGCCCGUCUCAAGGAAGCGGAAGCCACGGCCAACGGGUGGGGCACCUAUUCGCCGAUGGAGAAGCACGGGUCCGAGGUGUUUGAGGCGGACGCCGCGCCGGCCCCGCAAGAGCUGAUGGAUACGGUCGAAAGGUUCGAGCUCGUGGGAGAAGGACAUUGGAGAGAAAUGGACGCGACAGGGCAGAACGGGGCCAGGAGAAGCAUCGGAGGCUGGAGAGAGGAGCAGAAAGCAAGAGGGAUGCAGGACGAGAAGAAAUAA